Pseudophryne corroboree (corroboree frog) is the source of this 3008-nucleotide messenger RNA. RefSeq names its product cytochrome P450 2F2-like. Gene Ontology annotation, cellular component: cytoplasm; intracellular membrane-bounded organelle. Gene Ontology annotation, biological process: xenobiotic metabolic process; epoxygenase P450 pathway. The transcript has 10 exons. The record is from RefSeq and is a predicted model, not a curated record. NCBI's taxonomy places the organism in Eukaryota, Metazoa, Chordata, Amphibia, Anura, Myobatrachidae. The coding region runs from base 110 to 1603 and encodes 497 amino acids. Gene Ontology annotation, molecular function: heme binding; oxidoreductase activity, acting on paired donors, with incorporation or reduction of molecular oxygen, reduced flavin or flavoprotein as one donor, and incorporation of one atom of oxygen; arachidonate epoxygenase activity.
AUAAUUUUUCCAGAAUCAUUUGAGUCCAAACCCUGGUAAAGACAGUGUUUAAACAACUCAGACAGAACUUUAACCUGAAAAUAAUAGAUUCGGACUCCGGAUUGUAAGGAUGGAUUUCUAUUCACUAUGUACAGUGCUUCUGGUGCUUCUCAUCACCUGCUUGUUAGCUAAAUACUGGAAGAUGAUGUUGGAAAAAGCCAAACUUCCCCCUGGACCAACUCCUCUUCCCGUCAUUGGAACCCUAUACAAGAUGAACAUCAACAAUAUUCUGCAUUCACUACUGGAGUUGAAUAAAACCUAUGGAGACAUAUUUACUAUAUAUCAAGGGAACCGUCCUUGUGUUGUGCUGUGUGGAUAUAAAGCUAUAAAGGAGACUUUGAUUGACAAGGCAGAAGAAUUCAGUGGUCGAGCUUCUUAUCCUGUAUUCACUGACUUUACCAAGGGAGAUGAUUUGGCAUUCAGUAAUGGUGAGAAGUGGAAGGAGCUGAGGCACUUUACCCUGAUAACACUGAGUAAUUUCGGAAUGGGGAAACGUAGCAUUGAGGAGCGGAUAAAGGAGCAAGUCGAUUAUCUCAUUAAUGUACUAAGAAAAGCAAAUGGUUCCCUGAUAGAUCCCAAACAUCAGUUACACAGCUCAGUGUCUAACGUCAUUUGCUCUGUCCUGUUUGGGACGCGGUUCGAUUACCAGGAUGAAGUAUUUAAAAAAAUUAUGCAUUGUGUCCUGGACAGCACCAGAAUCAUGAGCAGCUAUUGGGGGCUGUUAUACAACACCUACCCAGAGUUCAUGAAGUACAUACCAGGACCUCAUAAGCAAAUGAUGAAGAAUUAUACAUAUGUAACCAACUUCAUCAAGAAGAGAGUGGAGAAAAAUAUCAAGACUUUGGACAAAAAUAACCCCAGGGACUUUAUAGACUGUUUCCUCAUCAAAAUAGAGAAGGAGAAGAAAAACAAUUCCACCUACUAUAACCAUGACACUUUGAUAAUGAGCACCAUGACCUUGAUCUUUGCUGGGACAGAAACUGUGGCCAAUACACUGUGUUACCUCUUUUUACUGAUCUUGAAACACCCCAAUAUAGCAGAGAAGGUCUACCAAGAGAUAGAUGAUGUCAUUGGUUGUCGUUCUCCAACUUAUGAGGAUAGACAUAGGAUGCCUUAUACGGAAGCAUUUAUACAUGAGCUUCAGAGAUAUGCUAAUAUAACUGCACUAGGCCUUCCUCAUGAACUGAUCAAGGACACCCAGAUUCGUAAUUAUACAUUCUGCGAGGGUACGAUGUUCCUUACACUACUGGCAGGUGCACACUUUGACAAGACCCAGUUCAAGAACCCAAGUGAUUUUAAUCCAAAUAACUUUCUGGAUGAAAAUGGGAAGUUUAAGAACAACAGUGCGCUAAUGCCAUUUUCAGUAGGCAAGAGAAUUUGCCCUGGAAUGAGCCUGGCAGUUAUGGAAAUUUUCUUAUAUGUCACCACAAUGCUGCAAAACUUUACCAUCAAGUCACCGGUCCCCCCCGAAGAGAUCUCUGAUGCUCCAACUGGAGUGGGGCUUUUACUUAUGCCUCCCAACUAUGAACUUUACCUUAUACCUCGUUCAUGUUCUGAAGAAUAAAUUGUAACCCUUGGCUAUGUGUAAUAUAGGUGUGCUAUGCACUUACUGUAUAAACUAUUAUUACCCAGUGCCUCAACCCAAGCUUAACUCAAGGUGCUAUGUAUUUUGCUAUACAGGGCUGGCUUGGGACAGCUAGUAUUAUUUCCCUUUAAUAGAUAAAAUAUUAACACUCUAUACUCUGUUUUCUUAUAUUUUAACGGAUGUGACACUAUUUAAUAGUGAUGAUAAUACAAUAUUACAAGAUAAUUUCUAGACUUUUAACCCCUUCUGGGCCGCCCCCUCCCUUGCGGCUUCCUACUGGCCGCUUGAGCCCCAGGUGUGAAAGGGGGAGUGCCGGGCAUACCUGCCCGUCCCCCCUUUCUCCCGUGGUUGGCCCGCGGGCCGCACGGCGUCCCUACCCCUUAGCCUGCUCCGUCGCCAUUUUGUCUCCUGCGCUCCUGUUAUGUGUCUACACAGACAUGCUUGCGCUGAUCAAUAGCCUCUGAUUGGGUCCCCCCUUACCGCCGCAUCCAAUCAAUAUCUUCCGCUACAUGCAGCUCGCGGUCAGCACAGGGAGACCUGCUUUGUACUCUGCAGGAUAUUCCUCUAGCGGCUCGCGAUCGGCGCCAGGACCUGCUUUUGCCGCCAUGCAGAAUAUCACUUCAGCUGCUAGCGGGUAAGUGUGGCUUGAGAGACCCAGUUGUUCCCGCCCUGCAGGCUGUUACUCCUCUGUCUCGUGGUCAGUGAUAGGGACGGACCUGUCUAGACGCUCCCGCAGACCAUUACUCCCAACUGACAAUUUUAAUUUCACUAAAGGAGCUAAAUAACUUGCCUCCCCUGUCUGGUUCUUGUAGCUUGUCCCAUAAUAAGGUACAAAUACAUGCAGAGGCGGAUUAGCCAUAGGGUUCGAUUCCCGGCGGGCCGACGCACCCGUGGGGCCUGUUUUGUUUGAGGUCAUGUGGUCCUUUUUAUAGACAUAAUGAAUAAGAUGCUAAAUAAUUUGCAUAUAUGAAAAUUACUUUGCCACUUAGCCUGUGAUUGCAGAUGAUCUAGUGUAUGCUCUGUCUGCCUGCUUGGCUGACAUAUAAGAUUGAGUGAAUAGUGAUUGGGAUACGCGGUUGGUGUAAUAGGCAAGAAAAUAUAUCUUUCUAAAGAAUGAUAUAGUUUCCUAAAUUCUGAAGGUGUAUCAUAUAAUCAGUAGCGGAUCUUGCCAUGGGCAAGCAAAACUUUUGCCCAGGGCGCCGCCUUCCGGAGGGCGCUGGCGCCAUCCGGAGGGCGCCACACCAUGGCAAGAUCUACUACUGCUGUGCUCUCCGCUGCCCGCUGUGUCCCCCGGCUGUGCCCCCUGUGAAGGGAACUAGACGCGUCGCGUCUAGUUUCCCUUCAUGGAGAGGACCUUUGCUGUGCAGUGCGCAAUGACGUCAUC